AUGACCUUCACAGUUGCACAGCGCCAGCGCGCUAUUGGCCUGUACAAGCGCCUUCUCCGCACAUCUCGCAAGACGUUUGACGGUGAUGCCGUAGCCAUCAGUGCUGCUCGGGACGAGACCCGUCGCCGCUUUCAGCUGGCAGCGCAGGAGACCGAUGCUGCCAAGAUCGACGAGGGCCUCAAGAUGGGCGACGAGAUCGUCUCGGUGCUUCGUCAGAACGUUGUGCAGGGCAAGUGGCGACAGGAACGAGAUGCAUACGAGCUCCGCAUGACCAAGGACACUGAGCUUGGCACCAACGACAGCAUCAAAGAAGCAAGAGCCAAGCAGAUCGCCGACCUUAAAGCGGGAAAGAAGCCAGAACGAAAGAGCUGCCGAGAAGUGGCCGCGCAGUACCAGGCGGCAUCGGGCUCAUCCUCCUCAUCCAUGGCAACCGCCUCCUCUUCUGCAUUCAACUCGAUCCGCGCCUUCUCUACCUCCACCCGCCCUGCCUCGACCAUCAUGGCGCAAGCGACGUGUUUCCAGUCGCCACAGCGCAGCGGCUUCGCAUCCUCCGCCAGCGUCUCAUCUCGUGAUCCCUCGGCGGUUGCACAAUCCCCGCUGCCCCGCCCUGUGCCCAAAUUCUCGUCCACUGCCAUCCUCGCCGACGGCUCGUCGAUCCAGCUCGCCACCACGUCGCCGCGUCGACUGACACGCCUGACGCGAGACCCCACCAACCACCCACUGUGGAACCCGAGUCAGGAACGCAAGAUUGGCGGCGAUGCUGGCGAUGACAGCGGCCGUCUCGGCAGGUUCAGGAGGAGGUUCGAGGGCCUGGACGGUGCUGCCGUGGGAGGUCAGGCCGCCGAGGCAAAGGUGGAUGCUGGCGAGGUCAGCUUUGGUCAGGAAGACCUGGCUUGGAUGAGUGUCGGUGGCCGUGAAGCUCGCGCUGGUUCGCCGAUUGCCGCCAAGAAAGCCGCCAAGGGCAAAGGUCGUAAAUGA
Messenger RNA from Sporisorium graminicola, 978 nucleotides. RefSeq lists its product as uncharacterized. The record is from RefSeq and is a predicted model, not a curated record. Gene Ontology annotation, biological process: mitochondrial respiratory chain complex III assembly. Bases 1 to 978 code for a protein of 325 amino acids. The transcript has 2 exons. NCBI's taxonomy places the organism in Eukaryota, Fungi, Basidiomycota, Ustilaginomycetes, Ustilaginales, Ustilaginaceae.